Messenger RNA from Alternaria alternata, 1460 nucleotides. RefSeq lists its product as hypothetical. NCBI's taxonomy places the organism in Eukaryota, Fungi, Ascomycota, Dothideomycetes, Pleosporales, Pleosporaceae. The transcript is spliced from 2 exons. The record is from RefSeq and is a predicted model, not a curated record. Bases 138 to 1202 code for a protein of 354 amino acids.
AUCCGGACCCGACUAGCCCGCCUGCAAGGGAACCAGGACAUGCGACCGGGGGUUGACGUUGUUGACAGCUUAGCUCCAAACAUGACACCUUGAUUCACCACAACGGCGCUCCAUGGCAGUUGACGCACGUGGGAACCAUGCAAGACGGAACUGCUGCGCGCAAUGAGGGUCGUGCUGAAGGCGAAAGAGCUCGUGCUGACGGCGAAAGAGAGCAUGCUUCGACGCGGCAUGGGAAACAUGAAGAACACGGCCAAGGGCAUCAACGAAGCAAAUCCGGAGGCAUACUAGGCGCUUUCCGAGAUGCCAUUGGCAAGUCACAGUCACUAUCUACUCAGAUAGGCAACGACGAGGGGCACGACCAAGAUGUGGAAGUCGCGAAGAGGGCAUCUUCCAUCGCGACUGCCCUGCGCCAAAGCCAGGGCAGGCAGAGGAAGGGAUCUUUAAGGAAGGCGGCUAUGGCGAAGAUGCGUGAGCGGAGCAGCUCUUUGCGCAAAGCCAAACCACCCACAAUCACCACUACAACGAGCGUGGACCCCUCGGACGAAGCAACGGCCCCGGGUCGCUUCAGCUACGAGAACGCUCCUCUCAAUUCUUCGUCCGACAGCGGAUGGCUCCCCGCUGUCCACCUGUCUCCAUCGUCACCCGCCGUCAUUUACACUCCACCCGACGACCCUGAACGUACCCUCCCGUCACUGCUUGCAUCACCUAUGAGCCCGGUGGCACCUUACGCUUCAACUACGGAUGAAGACGACAUCAUGUCCUUCUACCGCCCCUCUACCUCGGGCAAUGACUACUCCUUCAGUGGCCCGAACCAGGGCUCUGUUACAUCUCUCUCACACCGCCGUUCAACUCGGAGUAACCGACGCACUUCCAUUUCGGCAGUCCUGACACCUGCCGAGGCUGACCCCGAUGACGAGUGGGAUUACAGCGAGACGGAGUGGUGGGGCUGGGUCGUGCUCAUAGCAACUUGGAUCGUCUUUGUCGUCGGUAUGGGCUCUUGCCUCGGAGUUUGGAGUUGGGCGUGGGACGUCGGCGAGACACCGUACGCUCCACCUGACCUCGAAGACGACGCGACCCUGCCCAUUACUGGUUACUAUCCCGCAUUGAUUGUUUGCACGGCAGUCACGAGCUGGGUGUGGGUUGUUGUUGCCUGGGUUGGCAUGAAGUACUUCCGUCACGCCAAAGUGGGCGUAGACGGAUAAUCAGCAAGCAAAGCAUCAAGCAAGCCACAGAACCAUCACUUACCGACUACCGAUCGCAUGAACGUCCCAAGGUCCUGGGAACGACUUUUCUAUUCUAGUGCUUUCGCUUAACCUUACCGCAUGCGCAAUAUCUUCUUGGGCUGAAACACUAAGCUAUAAUACCUCUGUUAAGACACAUCAUAGCCUCGCUAUACCACACUCUACGCUACCAUCUUAAUUAUUGAAAUCGCCGACUGUCUCGACAGAAUAAGAUCUGCC